GCUCGCUUCUCCCUCCCUCCCUCCCUCCCUCUCUCUUUCUCUCUCUCUCUCUCUCCACCUUCUCGGAGACGGUGUGAAGUCUUGUGUGCAGUUUGAAGUAAGUCGCUGCGUGCGUGUGGGGGGGAAACUAUCUUUUCUACAGGACGGGACGACGCCCUCACAUUAUAGAAUAGGUGUAUGUAUGCCUCUCAUGUAUUCAUCAAUGGUAACUUUGAUGACAGUGCUGUGAUUUGCUGUGAAUGGAUUUCAAAAUCUGGGAUAUGAUAUUAUUCGCAACAUUUUCUUUGCAAUGAUUCACUUCUUGUCUUCUUCCUUUAUCGUCUGGUGAAAAUUCCUUGGAGGACCGAGUUAGGAGGAAUUUUAUUAAAGAAUGCUGAGCAGGUGCUGUUAUGAGAAAAGGAAUCCAACUUUCUUACACAGAAGCUCAGGAGGUGAACAUCACGUGAGGUCAAAGUGGCUCUCAUCCAACGUCGAACACAGCAAAGGUGUCUGUUAUAUUAAGCGAUGGCUGUAGUAGACUCUAUGAUAAGUGAACCCACAACUCUUAUGAAUAACGAACCUCAUGAACGAAAGAUUCUAUGACAACAGUCGUCUUGCCGAUCAUUAAUUGUUUCGUUAAUUGAGUCAAUGUAGAACGAUUUUGAGGGUUUUUUAAAAUAUUCUCUUCUCACCGCUGUGUUGAGCUGGUCUUUUGACUUAGCCCCUUGAACAGUAUCAAUUGAGAGCUUCGUUUCAGUCAUCCUGUGAAAAAUCUAUCGCGACAUUUUCAUUUAUUGUGUUGACAUUUUAAACGAAGACGUGCGUGAAAUCUUCACGACUUGUUCAGAAAACGAAUAGUAAAGUAAUGCUAUGACAUUCGGAUUAUGGGAGCCUGAACUCGCGUUGCUGUGAAUGUUUUGCGUUUUGUGUUUCGCUUCUGUCGGCUCAGAGUGGGGUGGUGGGUACUUGGAGAACAAUGAGACAGCAGAGGUGAUGCUGACUGCCCAUUACAAUGAGAGGUGGGCACAAUCCGGAUAAUUUAUAAAGAUAACCGGAUAAUUGAAACAUUAUCCGAAUUCAGAUUCGUAACUCUAUUUCCUGACUCGUUUGCCGAAGUGGGUGCACCCAUUUGUUGAAGUAGUGCUAACCCCUUUGUCGAAUUGCUUCUAACCCAUUUGCCCAGGCGGUUCAUAUAUUAUUUGCCGAGAGGUGCACUUACAUAUUAUCCGGAUUUUGCUACAGCGACUCAUUGCCCAGACAUACAUGCAAUGACGGUUUUCAGCGGUCAGACCCAAGGAAGACCCCUCGGCCUCAGUUGUAAUCGGACUGAGAAUUUCCUUUGGCCUCAGUUGUUGUAGCCCGACUGAGAACUUAGCUGGGCCUCGGUUGUUGAAGCUGAACUGACGACGGACGAUCCGUGGCCAUAGUUGUUUGUAGCUGGACUGUCGAGACCUGAUACAAACGAUGAAGAGACAACUCUGUGUUCUAGUUGGCAUUUUGCUGACCGUGGUGACCCCGACCCUCUCGGACCACUGGAGCCAGUGGUCCGUGUGGAGUGAGUGCUCGCGCACGUGCGACGGCGGCGCCACCUACCAGGAGAGGAAGUGCGUGCGGAGUUACGAGACCAGGCGCGGGUGUGAUGGCGAGCGCUUCCGUUACAACACCUGCAACAAUGAGCCAUGUUCCCCGGACUCUUUCGACUUCCGAAGUCAGCAGUGUGCAGCCUACAAUAACGCCACUUAUGGGGGCAAACUCUACACUUGGCUCCCUUACACGGACCGCAAGAACCCUUGUACUCUCUACUGCAUUCCUAAAGGCACGCGCACAGUGGUCCGGCUGGCGCCCAAAGUGCUGGAUGGCACGAGGUGCAAGUUCAACGCACAUGACAUGUGCAUCAGCGGGAAAUGCUGGAAAGUGGGAUGUGACCAUCGAUUGGACUCUCCCAUGACCCUUGACCUAUGCGGCGUGUGCGGGGGAAACAACUCGUGCCUGAACAACGGUACAAAGGGGCGCUACCACUGGGUGGAGAUAGGCUUGUCUCCCUGCUCGGCGUCCUGUGGUGUAGGUUCACAGACGUACCAGUACCGGUGCCGUGACAGACUGACCGGGAACCAGGUGCCCGACGGUCGCUGUGUCAGGAGCCCAAAGCCUAACGGACGUCAGAAGUCAUGCUUUCGCCGCCAGUGCCCGCCUGUAUGGAAGAUUUUCUCGUGGCAAGCCUGCUCUGUGAGCUGCGGUGGGGGCGUGGCGACCCGAGCUGUCAGAUGUAUGGACACGCUGAGAGACGGGCGACAGCAAUGGCUACACGACAGCUUCUGUCCCCACCCCAAGCCCUCGGGGACACGCCCCUGUAACUCCCACAUCUGCCCUCGGUGGUACGCGGGGGAGUGGUCACCGUGCAGCGUGACGUGUGGCUGGGGCGAGCAGGUCAGAGAGGUGGUCUGUCGUCACGAAGGGGAUAAGUUCUGUGACGUCAUCACCAAGCCAGUCACCAGGCGCAACUGCACCACCAUUUUCCCGUGCACGGAUCCUGAUGGUCGCCAGGAGCUGUCCUUUGGCCCCCGCCGUGAUGUGGGGGAUGAGAUGGCUCUUAUACAUGAGGAUGACGUGGAGAACCACGACAUGAGCACGCCCAGAUAUGUGGUGUCCAGCUGGAGCGAGUGCAGCGCCACCUGUGGUCAAGGCUUCCGCCAGAGGUACGUCAGAUGUCAGGUCCACCUGGUGUAUCUACAGGACAUGGUGGAUCUCGCCGACUCGGAGUGUUCUGACCGGAAACCCCCGGCCAACGAGGUGUGCAGUCUGGAGCCUUGCUACGACAACUUCCAGUGGGUGGCUCAGGGCAUGACGCCGUGCAGUAGGAGCUGUCUUGGGGGGACUCAGGAAACACAGCUAGAAUGUACUCAUAAGACGACGGGGAAGGCGGUGCCAGAGGACCAUUGUCUGCACGCCGAGAAGAUUCGGGUGGACCGCAGGAUCUGUAAUGAUUUCCCUUGUCCUCAGAGAUGGCGUAUCGGAGAUUUCGGCGAAUGUUCGGCUGGUGGUCGGCGCGGAAGCGGCUGUGCUGCCUGGCACGUCCAUCAUCAUGAGGUGUCCAGUUAGGGGCAUGAGCAAGAGACGCCUGGAGUGGCUCAAGAAUGACCGGCCCGUCAGAAAAGGUCGUAGGGUCACCAUCUCUAACAGGGGUAACUUGCGGAUCCGCCGUAGUCGGCCAGACAAGGACACGGGAGUCUACACAUGUAUCGCUGACACAAAGAAAGCCUCUGUGACCAUUGUCUUCUCUGCGCUCUAUGACAUCCUCCAAGAAACCCUUCAGAGAGAGAAAUAUCUCCUGGGGAUUUUAGCGGAUGAGUCCCGCACCAACACGACUGCCACCUUAAAAGAUCCGUUUGACAAGAAGCUCCGCCCCCUCCAGCUGGUGGUGGCCAAUUGGUCAGCUUGUACCGCCACGUGUGGGGGCGGGGUCAGGAAGAGAAAGGUCACGUGUGAGAUCAUAACUAACAACUAUUUUGAGACGUUCCCUUUACGCACGUGUAAACACGCCAACAUCGCGAUCCCUGACUCCAUCGAGAAAUGUGCCACGGACCCGUGCACCCGAUGGGUCACCAAAGACUGGUCACAGUGUCUGGAAGAGAACUGUGCUCGCGAAGGUUUCUCUUCCAAGGUCCGGACCGUGUCCUGUGUGAUGGAGAGCAACACGUCAGUUGUCGCCGAUCGGCUGUGUAACGAGACGCUUCAACCUCUGUCCAGGAAGGAGUGUCGGAACCCGCUGUGUCGACCGGUGUGGAAUACCUCGCAAUGGUCAGAGUGUUUGGCCAACUGUGGAGAAUCUGGGUUCCAGACCCGGAUGCUGACCUGCAUCUGGGAGGGCAACAGACAACCGGCGGGUCGGCAUUGUGAGGGGAUGGGUCGGCCCGUCCUGACACGCCCCUGUUUCAACAACUGCACACAUGAAUGUGUGGACAACUCAGACUACUGCAGCAUUGUCCCCAUGAUGAAGCUGUGCCGCUUCACAAACUUCAAGACCAAAUGUUGUCACAGCUGCAAAAGUCUGCCAGAGGACCCACCCUCCUGACAGGCGGCACGCCCAGAUAACGAGUGACCCUUCUUUCUAUUGGAGACCGUAACCAAAUUCAAGAGAUGCUCUUCAUGUCUUAGCUUUGCUGAAUAAUAGAAGUAUUUGUAGCUAUGACGUUUUCGUCAUAGUUGAUUCGACAAAUCUCGUGGACUGAUCUGCGGCAGUGACGUGAGAGACUGAAGUUUUUGCUGGUGUUUGUGUUGAUCCAAGCCGUGUGGAAUUGAUCAUGUACGUUGUGGACAUGCCUGAGCCUUGGAUUUCUUGUAGACUUUGUUCAAGUCCCGAAGAGCAUGAUGCAUUGUUCAGUGUUUCCUCGUUGUGGAUUGACUUGAAUUGAUAUUUUCCUUACGCAAGACUUGUCGUCAGUGAACUGUUUUAAUGUACUUGAAUACCUGAAUGGAAAAUUUUACAGGACAGGUAAAAAAAUUGUUUCAUUCUUCUAAUCAUUGGUACCUACAUUUCUAUAUCUUCUCUUGCCGGUUUUCGACUUUUAGAAUUUGAAUAUAUCGACAAAAUAUAUCUUGAGUACAGACUAAAAGUGACAUGUGUGUCACUAAAUUAGUCAUUAAAUCAAGACAAGUGAACCUGUUUUGAUAGUUCUUCAUCUAAUGAUUUAACUGAUUGCCGCAAAGUAAUUUGACGUCUAAGUUGUCGUAAAGGAAUGCGCCCGAACCGCUGCCAGUGGCUCACCGUCACAGCGGUUCCGACUGCGAGCCACUGGGAGCCGCUUGCCAGAGAUAAUGAGUUCAAGAGACUGCAAUGAAAAGGAAUUUAAAACUCUGGGUGUAGUACAUCAGAACUGCUGGGUGGCGCUGUGCUGGGUGGAAGCGAAGUGUUAUUUAACAAACUGAAACCAAGCACAAUAGUUUUUAUGUAAUAUUACGGUAAUUCAUUUGAAUUUGAUUGCAUGUUUUUAUAUGACCCUGUCAAGUUUUCACGGUCACGGAGGUGCCAUGGAGAAUGUUUAUAUUAUAUACCUGUAUCAGCUUUAAGAUGGAAGAAAAGGGGAAAUAACCCCUACUCCCACAA
Aplysia californica (California sea hare) is the source of this 5083-nucleotide messenger RNA. Its product is annotated as ADAMTS-like protein 1. The record is from RefSeq and is a predicted model, not a curated record. Gene Ontology annotation, molecular function: metalloendopeptidase activity. NCBI's taxonomy places the organism in Eukaryota, Metazoa, Mollusca, Gastropoda, Aplysiida, Aplysiidae. Gene Ontology annotation, cellular component: extracellular matrix. Gene Ontology annotation, biological process: extracellular matrix organization.